Galdieria sulphuraria is the source of this 1541-nucleotide messenger RNA. RefSeq lists its product as uncharacterized. Bases 62 to 949 code for a protein of 295 amino acids. The transcript has a single exon. The record is from RefSeq and is a predicted model, not a curated record. Lineage: Eukaryota; Rhodophyta; Bangiophyceae; Galdieriales; Galdieriaceae.
UUGUGUUGUUGACAGAAUGAGUCGUGGUGAAGUAAUUACAUGUUGUGUUGUGUUAUACAUAAUGUGCUUAGGGGUUUAUUCAUUGGAUACAAAUGUUUCUACUAGUCCAUCUACUGAAGAACCUGUUCAAACUCAAAAAGUUCCAAUCCAUCCCACACAGUCGAUUCCAACUCAAAAAGUUCCACUCAACCCCACACAGUUGACGUCUAGUGUUACCUCCUCUCCGUUGUCUCCCAGUAAGACCCAAGUCCCUUGUACAUCAGGUAUAUCAAACAGUUCAUCAUCAUCAUCAUCAUUAUUAUUGCCUACUCAUUCCCCUACUCCUACGGUCGCGACUAAUACUAGUUCCAAUCUUUCAUUAGCGACUCCAACGCCAUUGCCUCCGACUUCUCCAACUCCAACUCCUUCGCAAAAAGGUGCAGCAAAUCAUAACUCAACUGGUUUCAAUACUACAUGCUGCAGAAUAACGGGUGAGAUUUACGAACUCCGCUUUAAUGCAUUAGGAGACCCAUCUCUGAAUGCCUCCACUAAAAUGGUCAUUUUUGGAAGCUUUGUAUCACCACAGUUUUUAAACAAAAAUCAGACACUACCUUGUGUGGCAAUGCUUCCUCCCCCUGAGUUGGUAAACACAGGAAAUUCUAUUUCUUGUGAUGUGACUUCUGAGACCUUAUUGACUUGUCAUCCGAAUCCUCCCGGAGUAUCACCUGGUAACUGUCUCAAUGCAACCUCGUGUCGAGUAUUGGGAGAAACAUUUGCAUUGACCUUACUCGGAGAAAAUAUAAUGACUCAAAGCGGAAGACUCGAGACACAAAUAUUGGAAGAAGUUUCAGCAGGAGUUCUAUGUGCUUACUAUCCAGUGAAUAUUACUCAAUACUCUGGAAAAGGAUAUUGGAUUCAAAGGGAAAUUGGAAGCUCUCUUGAUGUCGAGUUUUUGAAAUUAGGGUUUUAGAAGCAGCUCACUCGUCGAUGUUCGUCUUUAGUUGAUCACUAGCAAAACAGUCGUCUAAAAUAUCAUGCGAUGUCCUAAUACAACCAACUCUGAAAAUAAAGUCUUUUUCUUUACCAGAAUUACCAAUUUGAUAUUCAAUGGUAUAAUAACAUGUUCUUCUGUCGUACCACAUCUGCUGAAUUUACGACAAAUACCUAAAAUUGACUACCAGCUCCAAACAUUGCCUACGGAUAUUCUUCUUAGUGAUGGUUUUUUCAUCAUAGUCUUAUUGCAAACAGCUUCAUCUACUAUAUAAGAAACAAUUGGAAUAUUCGAUGCGGAUUUGAAGUUUUCCCCUAACUGGUUUCUUCGUCUUCUCUACUUCGUUUGUAUUCUACAUCGUGUCUGUCUCAAAAUUGGUUGAUAAAAUGCUCCUUUCUCUCUCUCUCAUACACACACAAAGACCUAAAUACUGCAAAGUAAGUUUGAGGUAACUAAUAUGCCAAUCGACAAUCAAGAACUAUCAAACAAAUGUUGUACUGCAGCAAAUAUUUUGUUGAGUGAACAGUUUGGUACAAAAAUUUCACAGUUUGUACUUUAGUUUGUUGCGAAA